AUGGUAGAAAGAGCUCGAUCUUCCAUCUCAUCAGCAGCUUCAACGGCCCUGGCCUUGCCACGGCUUGGUGAUGAUGAUGCUAACAAGACGAGUAAGACUCUCACUACUGAGGAUUUCCUCACCAACUUGGACACCUCCUGCGCUCAGUUGCACAGCCAACCGGAUGCUAUGAUGGCCCUAUUGGCGAUACUCAAGGAGGAGGGCACCUCAGCACAGCGGAAACUGGUCUUGAAGAACAGUGAAGCUUUGAAUGUACUGUUAGCCGUUGGCUUUGACAUGGCAACCAUGAAAGUGCACCCUGGCAGUGAAGUACGUGCGGAAGUGGCUCGUGAUAUGCUCAACGUCCAACUCGAACACGUUGCGGCUGAGAGUAAUCCUGCUCAGAUUGAGACACUACUGGCUAUUGGCGAUGAAGCACCGGCGAUGUCCGCUGAACCUGAUGGAGCGCCAGAGGAUACUAAGGUCUCAUCAGAGGACACUCCGUCUGGUGAUGUGCAGUGGCCGGACACAGGAGCAUCCCUACAAGCACAGACCCCUGAUGGUCAGACUGUGCGGACGUCGGUACCCGAGGGGGUCCAUCCUGGUGAUGCCUUCAUAGUGAGGUACACCCUUAGGCCGGUAGGUCUUAUGGGCUCGCAAGAUGAGGAGAAGAACGAUGAAGCUCUGGCAAAGGCGCUACAGCAAUCGUUCGACGAGGCUGAGGUUGGUUCUACAGAAGAGUUAUCGAAGGCCCCACCCACCUCCACGCGGUACCUCAGCACUGUUGAUAUUGAAAGCAUGGGAGUGUACUUCGAAUGCCAGGGGAAUGGCACGGCUACUUGUGCAAUACAUGCCAUCAACAACCUGGCUCAGAAGAAUGCCGUCUCGCUCACGCAUCUCCAAGCGGCCGAGUCGCGAGUGGCUCUACUCCAGCGGGGCGGCAGCUUUCUGGCGCCGUCGGGCAUUUCCGUGCCUUCAGCCAAGGGUGGUGACGGUGCUCGUACCGGCUGGUUCGACAUUGAAGCGCUGAAGUUGGCAUCAGAAAAGCACGCGGGGCACAUGGUUAUCGAGACAGAACCGAUACCGGACUUUGCUCGCUCCGCUGGUCAGAAGUUCGUCACGGCAGCCAACGAGGAGAGCGAUGGUAGUUGGUUUCGAGGCUUCCUGGUGUACGAGUGUAUCCCUGGCCGGGCGAUGCACUACUGGUCUCUCCUACGUCUACCAGCCGGCGGGGGUUGGCUCAAACUGGACUCGCUCCAUCGCGACUCUGACAAGAGCCUUGGGCAUCGAUGUGAGUUCAUUGCGACUGAUGAGGAACUAGCUGAGCUGUAUAAUAGCAACAAGGACUACUUCAAGAGCUGGCUCAUGCGAUGGUACCCAGUGGUGGAUAAGGUGAAGGCCCGAGAGGGCCUGAAGGGCUUAUUGACGGAGGGUGAUGUCUCUGAAGAGGACUUCCCGAGGGAGGCUACUCUGGAUGCUGUUCUUCGUGAUAAUCAUUGGAUACCAUCGGCGGCCGCUCACACCCUUCUGGUGGACUCCGUCGAACAGGUCGCUCAUAUGUCCCAAGCACUGUGUUUGGUGGUAACGUCUUCAGUGGCAGUCAAAGUACUCAGAACCACUGGUUGGGAUUGGGACCGAGCUGUCGCUCAGCUGAAUGGUGUAUUGGAAGAGCGGCGGCCAGAUGGUACGAUGGACCAGGCUGAGCUCAAACAGCUGGCGCAGAGGUGCCUGGCCACAUCCAAGUGGGAUGUUCAUACAGCCUCGAUAGUCAUGCACAUUGUGAACAGCUACGCUUGCGCCGCCGCUGGUGCUGCUGCUGACGAUGACCUCCAACUCAUCGUUGGUUGUGUGAAUUCAUGUGAAAGAGACCUCGAAAAGUCGCAGUUGGCGUAUAAGCUGCUACGAGUUUGUAGCGGCCUGCAAGAAAGUUGUGCUGAUCCGCCUGGUGAUGCUGCCGCAGUGUUGAGUACUGUGGAUUGGGAUGUAGACAAGGCUUGUGUUGUGAUACAAGUUCAUAAGAAUCUCAAUGGAGACCCUCCAUAUGCCGUUUGCGCGGAGGCUAGCAGACGAGAGGAUUUCGGUGCCAUACCGGCCACAGAGCUCCUGAAGGAGUUUCGACGUCGGCUGCAGACAGUAGCCUCACAGUCAGCGGAGGAGGCCCUAAAGCAAGCCAAGGGUGGUUUCAUGGACCAGCUGUUGGGAGGCGGCCCUCAAGGGGAGGUCCGGGACUUAACAGAUGAGGAGUGUGCUGCUAUCGCUGACUGGGCGUUACGACAGGGUCAAUGGCAACCACAUGAGUCCUUCCAGUUGGCUGAGAGAAUGGCCAAUAGAGUGGUGAAAGUCAGAUGUGAGCUGAGUGAUAUCAUGGAGCCUGCUGCUGAUGUGGUCAUCAACUCACUUGAUCAUCACCAGAUGGAUGUGGCUGAUGUCUGUGCUGACUUGAGGAAACAGCGUCGGAAACUGUACAGUUCUUCGUUCAAAUCGACUUCCUCCCCCACGGAAGUCCAGCCAGCCGAGGGUUCCUCUUCUAUGGUGACGCGAGAAGGAGAGAAUAUCCCUAAAGAUUCCCAGGAGGCCGAUUUUAAUAGUGAUUGUUCGUUAAUGUAG
Molecule: messenger RNA, 2586 nt
Organism: Perkinsus marinus ATCC 50983
Lineage: Eukaryota; Perkinsozoa; Perkinsida; Perkinsidae
Exons: 23
Coding region: 1-2586 (861 amino acids)
Source: RefSeq, a predicted model, not a curated record